Molecule: messenger RNA, 750 nt
Organism: Symbiodinium necroappetens
Lineage: Eukaryota; Dinophyceae; Suessiales; Symbiodiniaceae
Source: the annotation of a GenBank genome assembly
AUGCGCUUCGAUCCCCCGCUCGUCACCGCCCGCCUGCUCCGGCGCUACAAGCGCUUCCUCGCCGACGUGGUGCUGGACCGGCCGGGCGAGGCGCCGGCGGCGGAGCGCGAGGUGACGGUCCACUGCCCGAAUCCGGGGGCGAUGCUGGGCCUCGACACCCCCGGCGCGCGGGUCUGGCUGUCGCCGGCCCGCAAUCCGGCGCGCAAGCUGCGCUGGACCUGGGAGCUGACCGAGCCGGCCGACGGGCUCGGCCGCGGUCUGGUGGGGAUCAACACCAGCCAUCCCAACCGCCUGGCCGCCGAGGCGGUGGCGGCGGGCACGAUUCCCGAGCUGGCCGGCUACGCCGGGCUGCGGCGCGAGGUGAAGUACGGCCGCAACAGCCGCAUCGACCUGCUGCUGGAGGACCCGCGGCGGCCGGCCUGCUACGUCGAGGUGAAGAACGUCCACCUGCUGCGCCGGCGCGACGCGGCGGGCGAGGGGCUGGCCGAGUUUCCCGACUGCGUCACCGCGCGCGGCGCCAAGCACCUGGAGGAGCUGGGCGACAUGGUCGAGGCCGGACACCGCGCCGUCAUGCUCUACGUGGUGCAGCGCAGCGACUGCGCGGCCUUCGCGGUCGCCGGGGACAUCGACCCGGCCUAUGCCGAGGCCCUGCGCCGCGCCCGCGCCCGCGGGGUCGAGGCGCUCUGCGUCGCCUGCCGCAUCACGCCCGAGGAGAUCGUUGUCGCGCGGCCCCUGCCGCUGCAGCUCUAG